CAACAGCCACAGGGACGAAGAGAGUGAGUGAAAAUAAUUGAAAGAGAAGCAGAUCAUCAAUCUCACAAUUGAAUAGACUGGAUCGAGCCGUCCUGUGUCUGCCCGAGGUACUAUUUCUAGUGCCGGCGCAGCAGCGCCUAAAGCUGUUGCUAUCAAACCGACCGCAGAAGAUAAGAAGGAACCUACUAUUUCUACCGACAACAUCUGUAUCUUUUGUGAUCAAGUCGAUCCGAACUUUAACGAGGAUACAUUGAUUUCUCAUUAUUACAACACAUGUCCGAUGUUGACAAAUUGUCCUAUGUGCAAAAUUAUUCUCGAAGUGUCAACACUCAACGACCAUUUGCUAAGCGACUGCGAUCAAAAGCAUUUGAUGAAGCAAUGCUCCAACUGCAAGCGGCCUAUUCUCUUGGAACAGUGGCUUCAACAUGCGCUGAAGAAAAGUUGUACCGCACCGGAAGCUGAUGAUGCCAACUGCCCUUUAUGUCAAACUCCUAUCUCUCCUCCAACGGAUGCAGGCUGGCGUGAUCAUUUAUUAGCCGGGGACGGUUGUCCAAAAAACGCGGAAUCACGUCGACCGAAGCAAUCUGGAUACAACCAGGAUAGCGUUCAUCGAGCGACAGGUAAUGGAGAUAAAGCCGCUACCAAUGUUCAAGGGUCUACAGGUCCCGAAUCCAGCAAGACCACAAAACCAUCAUCCAGACAUACCAUCAGCAACAAGCGAAAAUAGGAAGCCCACAUAAUCUCAUUCUCUUGGCAUCACAAACACGCACACGCAAACGCACAUAUUUUAUAAGCAUGCACAUCAAUAAAAUUCGGAUACCCAAC
This is a messenger RNA of Radiomyces spectabilis, 825 nucleotides long. RefSeq lists its product as uncharacterized. The record is from RefSeq and is a predicted model, not a curated record. The transcript is spliced from 4 exons. Gene Ontology annotation, cellular component: cilium. Bases 281 to 727 code for a protein of 148 amino acids. NCBI's taxonomy places the organism in Eukaryota, Fungi, Mucoromycota, Mucoromycetes, Mucorales, Radiomycetaceae.